This is a messenger RNA of Labrus bergylta (ballan wrasse), 1862 nucleotides long. Lineage: Eukaryota; Metazoa; Chordata; Actinopteri; Labriformes; Labridae. The record is from RefSeq and is a predicted model, not a curated record.
AUGUGGACAUUUUGGAUGAUGGGGGGCUUCAGCUGGUUGAAUUGAGCCCCAUGGACCCCUGGCUGGCUGACCCACGAGAGCCUCAGGAGCUUCAGGAAGGAGAAGUGAAGGUGACAUACAUGACCCACGCCUGCAUGGAGGUGCAGCUGGGCCAGAAGCGGUUCAUGUUCGACCCAUGGUUGAUAGGUCCUGCAUUCGCCCGAGGUUGGUGGCUUGUCCAUGAGCCUCCAACAGACUGCCUGGACCGGAUGUGUACAGCUGAUUUCAUCUACAUCAGCCACAUGCACUCGGACCACCUUAGUUACCCCACACUGAAGGUCCUCUCAGACAGGAGGCCAGAUGCCCCCAUUUUUGUAGGUGACACAUCAAGACCUGUCUUUUGGGCUUUGGAGCAAAGCCAAGUCAAGCUGACCAACAUCAACGUCGUCCCUUUUGGAGUCUGGCAAAACCUUGACGAGCACCUGAGAUUUAUGAUCCUGAUGGACGGCGUGCACCCUGAAAUGGACACCUGCAUCAUUCUGGAAUAUAAAGGUCACAUGAUCCUGAACACCGUUGACUGCACCAGGCCAAACGGGGGCAGGCUACCAGAGAAAGUGGAUCUAAUGAUGAGUGACUUUGCCGGGGGGGCGUCUGGAUUCCCCAUGACCUUCUGUGGCGGGAAAUACAACGACUCCUGGAAAGCAGGGUUCAUCAAGAAUGAAAGGAAUAAGCUUCUCAAUUACAAAGCUCAGCUGGUGAAGUCCUUGGAGCCCAGGAUCUACUGCCCGUUUGCUGGCUACUUUGUGGAGGCUCAUCCAUCAGACCGGUACAUCAAAGAUACCAAUGUAAAAAACAAGGCAGAGGAUCUAAACGCACUCAUCAAUAAGACCGCACCAGACAUCAAGACAUGGACGCCCAAGCCAGGCGCUGUGCUGGACCUCGGCCUUGCUCUCAAGGAUCCCACCAACAGUGCGGCCAUCACCAAUCCCCCAGCCAAUGCAAAAAUCUACAAGGACAGCUGGGACUUUGACUUGUAUGUGGAUGAACUGAACAGUGCCAUUGACAGUGAGAUAUUUAGACAUCGACGCUGGAUCCAGUUUUAUUACACCUGGGCAGGCUUUCAAAACUACAACCUUGUUGUGCGGAUGAUUGAGACAGACGAUGACUUUGAGCCCAUCGCUGAUGGCUACGACUACCUGGUGGACUUUAUGGAUCUGUCGUAUCCCGCCAAGAGGCCUGACAGAGAGCACGCCUACGUGGAGGUUAAAAAUAGAAUCGGGGUGAUGAGAUCAGUGGUGCUGUACGGCCGUCUCUGGGACGACCUGUACAUUGGCUUCCAGAACCGCAUUAGCCGAGACCCGGAUGUCUACCACCACAAGUUCUGGAACCACUUCCAGACAGAACUACCAUUUCGCAAGCCAGACUGGGACCAGUUCCUGCAGCAGGUUCCAGCAAUCGAAGAGCCAGAGACACAGAGUUCCUGUAAACUGUCAUGAACAUGCUUGUUUCACAUAUGAAGAUCAAGUAACUGAUUUUGUUGAGUUCACAACAACUGACAAUACAUGCCAUAUUAUUCCAACGUCCUUGAUUUUUUACUUUCCCAUCAAUAUUAAUUCAAUUAGUGGUAAACUUUUUCUUGGGUGAUAACACUAAUGGAGUUUAAAACUGAAAAAAAUGGCGCCAUCAAGUAUGCGUAAUGACAGACUGUUGUCAUAGAGACAGGAUGGACGCUUCAUGCAAACACUCCCGAGCGCACAGCCAGCGCUCUUCUGCCCUGAAAAAAAUGCUAGAUUGACACAGGGCCUCUCUCUAACCUCUCUCCAUUUUUCUAAAAGCAUCUCCAAUAUUGAUCCUAGUUUGAGCACGUUUCUGCUCGUGGAGCU